AAUACUUUACAUAAAUCCUGGCAUGCUUCUAAGAAAUAUACGACAAGACGGGAAAUAAUUGAAUUACUAGUAACCCAAAUUUACUAGUAACCGAAAUAACCACAGUCAUGAGUAAACCACGCCGGAGUAUGCCGAAGGUCCGAACGGGGUGCGUUACAUGCAAGAUACGACGCAUCAAGUGUGACGAGCAAAAACCUCACUGUGCAAAAUGUUUGCAGACUGGCCGUGAAUGCAAAGGCUACCUGCCAGCUAAGAAAGGUGGCCAAGUACAAGAUACAGGCCCCCCUGUCUCCAUCCCGAUAACUACUUACAGCAUCCCAUUCAAAGUGCCCGGCAGCCAAGCAGAUCGCCAGCUGCUUCAUUAUUAUUGCUCUGUUGCUGCGGGUAAACUGGCUGGCUUUUCGGAUCAUGAACUGUGGACCAGACUGAUCCUACAAAGAUGCUAUCACCAGCCAAUUAUUCGCAGCGUUGUGGUGACGCUUAGCUCACUAUACCAGGAUCAUAUGCGUGGAGAAUAUGAUGGAACAAAAUUAGGCCGGUCUCCACCUGCGAAAAGCAUUGAACAGAUUGCAAAAUGUCACCGAAGGCUGACAAUGCACCUUGGUUCUUCAGAAGCUUCCCCUGAUAUCGCAUUGAUUUGCAGCGUCUUCUUUUACAUGUUUGAGUCCUUGCUUGGAAACAUUCACCAAGCGAUAUGGCAUUUGAACCAGGGAUUGAAUCUUCUGCAGCAAUAUCAAAGGGACAGUGCUUAUUUAGCUAGCAGCGAGUCUGAUGUAAUGUUAUUCCAUCUGACUUCCCUUCUUUCGCGGCUUGAUGUUCAAGCUAGCUUUUUCGAUUACGACCGUACACCGGUAUUAUCCCUUGUAUCUUUGGCUGAGAGAUCUGGAAAUGUUCCUGUCGUACCCGAUAUCUUUCUUAGCACUGUGCAAGCCGAGGGUAUCCUUACAAAGCUUCAAAAUUGGAUGAUGCGCCAUCUAAUUACGUGCGGCAAACACAAGAAGACUACUUUCGAAGAUAUACCCCCUCAAAUUAUUUACGAUAGGCAGGUUCUUGAUCAGCAGUUCAGGAAAUUUGGUACGGUAAUCGAAAAGCUGGCUGGUACAUAUGGAGAUGAUGAUCUCGAAUGGGAAAAUCAUUCACUGCUUCUACGAAUUCACGCACGUGCAUGCCACUCCAUACUGUUGGAAAGAAUCUCUACUUUUGGCCCUACACCUCGCGGCCCCGAUGACUACAGACGUGAGGUUGACGAAAACUUGCGUGCCAUGCUUUCUGAUAUAUCCUUAUUUCUCUCCACUUCCCAAAAGUCAACUCAGUCUGAAGGUAGUGGACACUUUACACUCUCGUCCCACCUAACCCCGGCAUUAUUUUAUGCGGGCCUCAAAACUACAAAUUGCGAGACCCUCGAUAUUUCCUUGGAACUACUGAAGCAUUCCCAGAUUCCAAGCCGUGAGGGAGUUUGGGAUGCAAGUACCGCUGAGUCUAUGCUUCAGAAGAUUAAGGCAUGUGUCAUCCAAGAGCGUGAUGACCAGUACGAGGCAAAACAUGCGGUGUUGUUGGACGAUACUUUAGAGAAACUUGGUAUGAAAUUCUUUGAAGGGGCUGGCGGCUUAAAUGAGGCUUUCAAGGCUUUGUAUCUUGAAGAUUGGCAAGGUCAUUAGAUUAACAACUCCUUACAUAUAAUGGUCUAACUUGCCAAUUAUCCGUAGCACUGUAGGGAAACUGAAAGCGCAACUAUAGAAUGACAUAUCAUCAAUUGAUGUUCAAGAAAUAGACAUAUCAAUAACGGUUCGGCAGUUAAUCAACUGCCACGAAAAUUUUAUGAACAUUG
Messenger RNA from Talaromyces proteolyticus, 1828 nucleotides. RefSeq lists its product as uncharacterized. The coding region runs from base 108 to 1658 and encodes 516 amino acids. NCBI's taxonomy places the organism in Eukaryota, Fungi, Ascomycota, Eurotiomycetes, Eurotiales, Trichocomaceae. Gene Ontology annotation, biological process: regulation of DNA-templated transcription. The record is from RefSeq and is a predicted model, not a curated record. The transcript is spliced from 2 exons. Gene Ontology annotation, molecular function: DNA-binding transcription factor activity, RNA polymerase II-specific; zinc ion binding.